AUGGAGGAGCAUAUUUUCGGUUCCAUCCCCAAGUCGAUUGGGGAUAAGUUCGAUGUGGUCGCAGAUGUGCUGGAUGCGGCAACAGACAGCUGUGGGCUGCGCCUGCUUCCAUUUGGGGUGGAGGGCACUUUGCUCGGCAUUGGGCUCCCCUUGCGUCGUGUUUCGAUUUACGGUUUGGAGGUUCAAGAACCUUUGGCCCCUUUCUUGCUUGAGCUCUGUGCUGGCUUUGGCGGCAUGUCCAUCGGUGCCUCCUUCUUUGGUGCUGUCCCUGUCGUCUCAGUGGAUUUCUCGCACACAGUGGCCGUGCAAGCGUCUUCGGUGGUGGACUUUGCUGAUCCCGUCCUACCGCAAUGGGGGACUUGGAGUGAGCCGGACGAAACUGAGCUCCAGUUGGACAUGGAGGAGCUCUCUCUCUACAUGGACCCCAGGGAGGUUGCCGCUUUGCUUGGUGUCCCAGACUCAGUCCUGCUUCCCUUGGGACCUCGGGAAAGCAAUUGUCUUUUGGGCCUCAUUGCGUCGCCUAUCCAGAUGGUUUGGAUCUAUGGCACCUUGGUUGAGAACUACCAAAUGGCUACUGGCUCAGAAGAGGUCCUUACGGCACUGGCCACCUUGGAGAACUAUAAACGUGAGCUGCUUCGGCAACUACAUGGGGGAUUUCCAGCUUUCGACACACCGCCUUGGCACUUCCAGCUUUGGUCCAAUGGGUCAUGCCUUGAGAUCCUGUGCAGCAGGGCUUCAACAGCAGGUUCAUUGGAAUGGGGUCAUCAUGGUCAGAUCUCCGAAGGGGGAUGCCUUCCCAUCUCUGAUGACUCGCUCCUGCAAGCACCGGGGCCUUAUCUACUUGAGAGUCACGGAAAGCAGCAAGCGAGGGAACGACCCACUGGACUCUUGGCCAUUGGCAUCGCUCAUGAGCACGAGCUGAUCAUCGAGUGCGUUGAGCCCGGCAGCUUUCUCUUCCAGGUGCUACGCAAGCAUAACUUGCAGCGCAUCCUGUUUCUGCGAGAUGACCUGGGCAGGGUCUAUGGCGCCGACUUCAGGCUUUGGCGGUCCUUGAGGCUUCUCACACUACCAUGGAUUGUCAGCGGAUGGCACACCUUGGUCGGCAGAGGACCACCUACCCAUGACACAGAUGGAGCAAGGCUCGGCCUGGGCGAUCCCAUCAUUUGGGCUACACUUCAGAGUCUGGUUCGGCAGUGUGGGCUCAUGGCUGCUGGCCCGGUCUGGGUGUUCUCACCCAAGCAAGCGAACACUCUGCUGCGCACCUCCAUUCCACAAGGGCUCGAGGCAAGGGUCAUCCAGGGCCCUGCACAGGUCAUUUGCAUAUUCCCGGCUGACGAGCACUGGGCUUUACUUCAUGGAGUCAUUCAAAAUGGCAGCAUUCAAUGGACUUACUUCGAUGGACUUCGUGAUCGGCUUUUGGAUGUCGCUGUUCGGCUUUCUCAGCAGCUUGCCAUUUUGCUCGGUGCAUCAGUCACAAGCUUCGCUUCGACCACGCAUUACACCCAGCAGGCGGAGCACACAUGCGGCACCAUUGCUUUGCUCCAUGCUUGCCUUGUCUUGGGCUUUCCAGGUGGAUUUACUGAGGACAACAAUCGGAUCCAUGGACACCUUCUUUUACAUGAUCGGAAGGCGGACUUCACUGGCUAUGGGCCACUUGGGCGGGCAGACACCCUUUCAGAGCUUGCCAGCCUUCUAAGCGAGCAUGGAGUCCCUGCUGAACAUUCGAGGGAUCGAGCAACUUUGGUGCUUGAGAAACUUGGGACAUCCUUGGUCCAGUCAGUGCUCAGAUCCAAGAUGCCAUGGGCCGCACUCAAAGCUGAAGCCAGCAAGCCUUCGUUCCGUCUUAGGCUGGUUACACCUCUGGAACUCUCUCGGCAUUUACAAGACAAGGAAAAGACCACGUUCGGGGCCUCAGCUUCUAGCAAAAAACAGCGAGGCAACAAGGAAAAGCGGCUGUCCACCAAGCCUAUCAAGGUGGACCCUCAGGCAUUGGAGCUUUUCCCAGACACCUUUGUUGACGAGGACGGGAAUCGAGUUAGUGCCAUUGACUUCCAAGAGGUUGCUGCCGACCAAAGUGGGAUCGCUCUUUGCAACGCAGAGGGGGCAGCUCCAUUCUUCUCUUCCAGCAGUCUUAGCUCGGAGGCACUGGCCUUGGCUCUCAUUGACCUGCCAGAGGAAGACAUCGUUGCGACAGCGAAGAUUCAGAAAUGCAUGAUCCCUGCCAAGUACAAAGCUACCGAGGAACCCGUUGUCUUUUUCGGCGGCCUCCUUCAACUUGGCGACGUCGCUGUCAAACGGAAAGCCUCUCAGAGCAUGCCUCAACCUGCAGUUGUUACUACCUCAGUCCUUAAGAUCCAAGCUUAUCGUGAUCUUCUUGGCACCUCCUGGGAGGCCGUAUCCAAAGCCCCCAUCCGAGAGCUGGCAGAGGCCACACCGGCCCUGCAACUCUGCAAGGAUAGCAAGUGCACUGGGAAGACAACCGACUGUCAAAAGGCACAUCCAGCUGUUGAUGAACAGUAUGAUGGGGUUAUCCUUGACCUCUGGAGCCGUCUCUUCACCACCAUGGAAGGCAAGAAGACGGAAGCCCAGGAGGCCGACUGCUUCUCAGUUUUGCUCCGGGUUCCCUCCUCGAUGGUGUCACAGAUCUUGCAACAACAGCCGGUCGGCUUCUUCUUCGAGCCGAGAUGUCAAACCACCAAGGGCCCGGACCCAAGGUACAAAGUGAUUUGGCUUCCUGGACUCGAUCAUCUCGCUGCCUCACAUCAAGCAAAGACCUGCUCCAAAACCGUUUGUCUCAUGCGCAUCAAGCAGCGCUUCGGGGUUCGAGUCCUGGCCAAAGACGAAGAGACAGCAUUCAAGGCAUUGCGACCCGGGGUACCCUACAUGGACGUCGAGGUCAAACAAAUCUACAAUCUCAUGCCGCUCCCACACGGCACUCAGAAGUCAGCAGUCAGCGCACUCUUGAAAGAGUGGAACUGGGCAGCUAAGCCACUACAGCCUGGGAAGGGGAAUGCCGAUUACAUGGCAUGGACAGUGGGUGCAGCUACGCCUCCUCCACAGCCUAUUAUGCCAGGGUUCAAGCUUGACAUCCUCAUCACCGAGGUCUUCAAACGAGCAUCCACCACCACCAAGCCGACGGUCAUGGCAACCCGCAAAACUGAGCAGCACAUUCGCAGCGCUGCAGCGGGACCUCCAGCCUCCAAUGAUCCAUGGCAUAACGGCCAGAGCAAAGACCCUUGGGCCAACUUUCGGUCCUCACAGCCAGCCAGCUCCACCGCAGCGCCUGCUGCACCAGCACGCAGGUAUGAUGACCUAGCAAAAGAGAUCAGGCAGGACAUCCAGCACGAUCUAGAUUCCAAGCUGAAGCAAAUCGGCACUGCCAAUCCAGACACCGACCAGCGCCUACUACAACUUGAGAGUGGACUGGCCGAAAUCCAAGCGCAAAACAAGCAAUUCACUCAGUGGUUCGGCGAUGUUCACCACACCUGCCACAGCACACAGGCCUCCAUCAGCGAGCUUCAACAACAGGCAGUACACCAACAGCAAGAGCUCCAAAGAUUGGGACAAGAAGUCCAAAAUGGGCAGGCCAAAUUCCAGCAGUUAGUCCAGACAGCAGUGCACGAGGUCAAGAGUGAUUUCGCCAAAGAGAUGAAUGGCCGCUUUGACACGUUGGAGGCCAUGAUGGCCAAGAAGGCCAAACACGAGGCUUGA
Messenger RNA from Durusdinium trenchii, 3711 nucleotides. Lineage: Eukaryota; Dinophyceae; Suessiales; Symbiodiniaceae. The record is from the annotation of a GenBank genome assembly.